AUGAAAAAAUAUAAAAAUAAGGGGAGAACUUUAGAAUAUGAGGGACAGAAGCGUUUGAGUUCUGAUCUCUAUAUUAAAAAUGGUUCAUUAGAUGCUAAUGUAGAAAUGAUUUUGCCAGAUGAACAAAAGCAAAAAAAAAAGCUGAAAGACCAGAUGAUGUUUUCUUCCUCUAAAGAAAAGAUAUCAAGCAAAAAAAAAAAGCGUCUUAAUAAAUAUAUUGAAAAUAAGCUUAGAAAGUACGAGAAAAUGGAUCUUAUGUUAAAACUUAGUCAAUAUAAACAUACAUCUGGUAUGUUUUAUAGCUCAAAAAAUAUGGAAAGAAAAAAGAAAAAGAAGAAAUAUGAAAAUAGAGAGCUUCCAGAUAUUGGAAGUAUGCUUUUUAUGUCAAAAAAAUCUCCAGAUUGUUCCUCAAAACAAGAUUUAUAUUCGUUAAAAAAUGAAUUAGUUGAUCCUUUAAUAAAUGAUUCAAAACAAACAAAAGAAACUCAGGAUGUAAUUCCAAAUGGAACAUCAAUGAAGAGAAAUGCAGAACUUGCAUGUGUUUCAUUUUCUAUAUUGGAGAAAAAGAAGAAACAAAAAAAACAAAACAAUUGGAGAGAAAUGGUAGCGCUUCGUAAAGGAGAAGGGUUUCAUCAGUUAGAAGAUAUAAGAGGAAGCAUUACUGAUCAAUCUAUGGAUGAAGAUACUGAAGAAUUGCCCUUAAAUGAUAAGGAAAUGGUUGAGGAUGAUGUACAAUCAACUUUUUCAUCAAAAAGUGAAGAAAGCAGUGUAAAUAGAAAUAUUCAAAGUGAUAAUGACUCAUCCACAAAUGAAUCAUUGUCAUUUGAUGUUACAGAUGUUUCUGAAAAAGCAAAAGGAUUUAAUGAAUGGGCAAAAAAACAAAUGGAAAUGAUUGAAAAAAUAAAUGAUAGUCCAACAAAUAUUGAUGGUUUAAAAAAAGAUAAGAAUGCUUUCAAAACGUUUAUUCCAAGAGAUCCAUUUAGAGAUUUAUCUCCUCCUCCUGAAAAUAUAUCAUCAAAUCUGGAUUUUAAAAGAAAGGUUUUCUAUGUUAAUAUAAAACGAAAUGAAGAUGUUGAAAAAAUUCGCUCAAAUCUUCCAAUUAUUCUAGAAGAACAGCAAAUUAUGGAGGCAAUAUUUAACAAUCUUUGUGUUGUAAUAUGUGGAGAAACAGGUUCUGGAAAGACUACACAAAUUCCACAAUUUCUUUUUGAAGCUGGAUUUGGUAAUGAUCAAAGUGAUACUCCUGGAAUGAUUGGAGUUACACAACCAAGGCGUGUCGCUGCUAUUAGUAUGGCUAAUAGAGUUGCAUAUGAGUUAGGAGAACUAGGGGAAAAGGUAGCAUAUCAGGUUAGGUUUGAUACAAAUAUAAAAUGUUCUACUGCUAUAAAAUUUAUGACUGAUGGUAUACUUCUUCAUGAACUUUCCUCCGAUUUUCUUCUUAGAAAAUAUUCUGUAAUUAUUAUUGAUGAAGCACAUGAAAGAACAAUUAAUACUGAUAUUCUUAUUGGAGUAUUAAGUAGAGUAUUAAAAUUAAGGAAAGAAAUGAGUAUGGAGGAAAAUUCUAACGUCAAGUCUUUGAAAUUGAUUAUUAUGUCUGCUACUCUUAGAAUAGACGACUUUAUAAAUAACAAUAAACUUUUUAAUCCGCCUCCUGUUUUAAUAAAAAUCGCUGCUAGACAAUAUCCGGUAUCAAUACAUUUUAGUAGAAAAACAGUACAUUUAAAUUAUGUUGAAAAAUCAUUUGAAAUAGUUUGUAAAAUUCAUAGGAAACUUCCUUCUGGAGCUAUUUUAGUUUUUUUGACAGGUCAAGAUGAGAUAAAAUAUAUGUGUAAAUUGUUAUCUAGAACUUUUCCUCAAGAAAAAAUAAUGCAGUCAACAACUCGACUGUCUGUUAAAUUCCCUACAAAAGAAGGUUCUUUGGAAGCAGAAGAUAUAGAAUUUGAUGUUUUUAAUGAAGAUAAAGUUAAUUUAUUUGAAGAGGAUGAUGUCGAUAUGGAUAAUGAAGAUGAAUAUAAUUUUGAUAUGCCGCUUGAUACUUUAGAAAAUAUACCUAAUACUUUAAAAGUUGUUCCAUUAUACUCUUUACUUCCGACAGAGGAGCAACUUAAAGUUUUUGAACCUGUUCCUAAAGGGAUCAGGUUAUGUGUUAUUGCAACUAAUGUUGCUGAAACAAGCUUAACUAUUCCAAACAUACGAUAUGUUGUUGAUUGUGGGAAAGUAAAAGAACGUAUCUAUGAUGAAAUAUCUGGAGUACAAAGUUUUAAUAUCCAAUGGAUAAGUAAGGCAAGUGCGGAUCAGCGUUCUGGAAGGGCAGGAAGAACUGGUCCUGGACAUUGUUAUCGACUUUAUUCAUCUGCGUUUUUUGAUAGAGAAUUUUUAGUGUAUUCAAAACCUGAGAUUUUACGCAUGCCAAUUGAGGGCGUAGUUUUAAAAAUGAAGAGUAUGAAUAUUGAUAAUAUAUUAAAUUUUCCUUUCCCUACUCCUCCAGAAGAAAGCAGUUUAAAAAAGGCUAUAGAUUUAUUAAUGUUUUUGGGUGCUCUUGAUAAACAACAUAGAAUAACUAACCUAGGGAAAGUGAUGUCACUUUUUCCAUUGGCUCCAAGGUAUGCUAAAAUGCUUAUAAUUGGGCAACAGCAUGAAUGUCUUCCAUAUAUUAUUGCUAUUGUUUCAGCACUUUCCGUUGAUGAUCCUUUUAUGAGGAAAAAUGAAUUGGGAGAUUAUAAUAUUAAUGAAGAAACAUCUGAAGAAGAAAAUGAUUAUGAAAAAGAAAAUAAAUUGACAAAAAGGAGCAAAUAUAUGGAGUUAUGUAAUGCACAUAGGAAAUUUUGUGGUUUAGAUGGUACAAGUGAUAUAUUGAAGCUUCUUAGUGCAGUUUGUGCGUAUGCAUAUGAUGGAGAAAAAGAUAGUUUUUGCAUUAGCAAUUUUUUAAGGAUUAAAAGUAUGAAAGAAAUUCAAAAACUUCGACAUCAAAUUACAGAUAUAGUAAAAUUAAAUUUCCCGAGUGCUAUUCUAGGAUACAGCGCAAUUUUGAAUCCCCCGUCUGCAUUACAGAUUAAUGCGAUCAAACAAAUUGUGGCUGCUAGUUUUAUUGAUCAUAUUGCUAUCAGAGCAGAUUUAUUACCAAAUUCUAUACAAACUAAUUCUAAAUCUAAAAUUCUGUAUACGCCAUAUUUUACUCUAUUUCCUACAAUAUCAAAAUACAGUAAUUCUGCAGAAACUAAUGAUGAUCCUGCAGUUUAUUUGCAUUCAUCUUCAAUUAUGGCAAAUAUAACUGAUCCUCGUUUUUUUCCUAAAUAUAUUAUUUAUCAUAGUCUUUAUCGUUCUUCAAAUUCGUCUAAAAUCAGAAUAAGAGCUCUUACAACUGUAGAACCAAAUAAUAUUUCGGGAUUAGCAAAAUCAACACCUUUAUUAACAUAUUCGAAACCUUUGGAAUAUCCUUGUCCGCAACUUAUUCCUGAAUCUGAGGGAUUAAAGAGGAAAUGUUGGGUUAUUCCAAGAUUAUCUGCUAAUAAUGGACAGGGAAAUAAAAGCUGGGAUUUACCUCCUAAAUUAAUAACACAAAAAAGAACAGCUGGAUCUCGCUGGGAAAUUAUAGAUGAUUAA
Messenger RNA from Pneumocystis murina B123, 3603 nucleotides. RefSeq lists its product as hypothetical. Gene Ontology annotation, biological process: maturation of SSU-rRNA from tricistronic rRNA transcript (SSU-rRNA, 5.8S rRNA, LSU-rRNA). The transcript has 14 exons. Gene Ontology annotation, molecular function: ATP binding; RNA binding. The record is from RefSeq and is a predicted model, not a curated record. The coding region runs from base 1 to 3603 and encodes 1200 amino acids. Lineage: Eukaryota; Fungi; Ascomycota; Pneumocystomycetes; Pneumocystales; Pneumocystaceae. Gene Ontology annotation, cellular component: nucleolus; intracellular anatomical structure.